UGUUGUCAAAACUGUCAGCAUAUGGUCUUGGGGGUGCUGUGGCUAACUGGUUUAGGUCUUAUUUAAGUAACCGCAGUCAAAAAUGUUAUGUCAAUGGCCAUCUUUCUACCAACCGUACGUUACUUUGUGGUAUUCCACAGGGAACUAUUUUGGGACCAUUGCUAUUUUUAUUGUAUAUAAAUGACUUGCCAAAUUGUCUUGAGCACUCCCAAGCACGAAUGUAUGCAGACGACACCAAUUUAACAUUUGCAAGCAAUAAAAUUGAAGAUAUAGAUUAUUACUUAAUCAAGAUCUUGAAAAUGUUAAUAAAUGGCUUAUCGCCAAUAGGCUUACAUUGAAUCAAUCCAAAACUGAAUUUAUGCUAAUUGGCUCACGACAAAGAAUAGCUACUUUCCAAUCAGACCCAUGUUUUAAAAUAGACGGAAUUCCUAUAGACAAGGUUUCACAUACAAAAUCUCUAGGAGUUCACCUUGAUGAAAAUCUAUCUUGGAAUAUACAGAUCAAGGAAUUAACAAAAAAAAUUGCUUCUGGUAUUGGCGCUUUAAAACUCGUUCGUUCAUUUGUCCCAGUUGCAACAUUGUAUUUAAUUUUUAAUUCCCUUGUCCAGCCAUAUUUCAAUUAUUGCUGUACAGUUUGGGACAAUUGCAAUAAAACCUUGGCAGAUAAACUUCAAAAACUACAAAAUCGCGCAGCGAGAGUUUUGACCUUUUCAAGCUAUGACACUAAUGCCGACAUCUUACUCGAUAGACUUGGCUGGAAAAAGUUAUCUUCCCAACGCCAGUUUCAAAAGGCUGUCAUGGUUUAUAAAUCACUCAAUGGACUUGCUCCACAAUACAUGGGUUCCAUGUUUGUAAACCGUGACAGUGUCAAUCCUUAUUCGUUGAGAAACACAAAUAGUAAGCUGGCUGUUCCUAAGCCUCGCACAAACUAUCUCAAGAAUAGUUUUAGUUAUAGUGGUGCGAUGCUAUGGAACAGCCUACCGAUUGGGCUACGGCUAGCAAAUAACCUAUCAAAUUUUAAAGCGGGCUGUUCCAAAUUAUUUUAAUCUACAUUCACAUUUGUAUUAUAUUAUAUUUCUUGUAUAUAUUCCUUACACGGCUCUCAUGAAAAGCAGGUAUAUUAAUUAUUAGUUUGAUUUAUCAUUGUAAAUAUUUUUGUAGUCUUAUUUUGUAAUUCAUAAUCUUGUCAUUUGUCAGCAUGAAAAUCCUGAUUGAGAAUACCGUGUGUAAAUAAAGUUUAA
This is a messenger RNA of Dendronephthya gigantea, 1240 nucleotides long. RefSeq lists its product as uncharacterized. Bases 359 to 1045 code for a protein of 228 amino acids. The transcript has a single exon. Lineage: Eukaryota; Metazoa; Cnidaria; Anthozoa; Malacalcyonacea; Nephtheidae. The record is from RefSeq and is a predicted model, not a curated record.